Messenger RNA from Lodderomyces pseudojiufengensis, 846 nucleotides. Its product is annotated as putative phosphoric monoester hydrolase. Gene Ontology annotation, molecular function: phosphatase activity. The coding region runs from base 1 to 846 and encodes 281 amino acids. NCBI's taxonomy places the organism in Eukaryota, Fungi, Ascomycota, Pichiomycetes, Serinales, Debaryomycetaceae. The transcript has a single exon. The record is from RefSeq and is a predicted model, not a curated record.
AUGUCAACAGAUUUACCACCAGCAAUUGUAUUCACCGAUUGGGACGGUACAGUCACAUUACAAGAUUCAAAUGAUUAUCUUACAGAUAAUUUAGGAAUGGGACAACCAGCAAGAUUAAAAAUUAAUGAUUUAAUAUUUGAUAAUAAAUUAAGUUUUAGAGAUGGUUUUAAAGAAAUGUUAGAGUCUAUACCAACUCCAUUUAAUGAAUGUAUUGAAUAUUUAUUAAAAAAUGUUAAAUUAGAUCCUGGAUUUAAAGAAUUUUAUAAAUUUUGUCAUGAAAGAAAUAUUCCAAUUGUUGUUGUUAGUUCAGGAAUGACGCCAAUUAUUACAGCAUUAUUAACUAAUUUAGUUGGUCAAGAAGCUGUAUCUAAAAUAGAAAUACUUUCAAAUGAUGUUAGAAUAGAUGAUAAUGGAAAAAAUUGGGAAAUUGUUUUCAAAGAUCCAGAUUCUCAUUUUGGUCAUGAUAAAUCAAAAUCAAUUUUAAAUUAUUUAAAACAACAUGGUUAUUCUAAUGGUACUAGUGAUGAUGAUCAAGGAAUAAAAAUGUUUUAUAUAGGAGAUGGAGUAUCAGAUAAAAGUGGUGCUGAAUUAUUAGCUAAAUUAUCAGAUAGUUCUGAUCCAACAAAGGAUUUACAAAGUUUAUUAUUUGCAAAACAUGGAAAAGAUUUAAUUAAAAUUUGUAUACGAGAUAAUAUUCCAUUUACUGAAUUUAAUGAUUUUGGUGAUGUUUUAAAUAAAAUGAAAAAAAUUAUUGAUGAUAAUGAUUCAAUCAAUUCAUUUGUUGAAAAUUCAAAAAUUGCUAAAGAAAGUGAGGAAUUAAAAAAUGUAAAAGAAUCCACUAAGUAA